CAAACGUUGCUGAUGCUGAGAAGAAGGGGGAGUACCGGAGAGUGCUCACUCAUCAAACCUCCCUUGGUUACAAUGGUGACUGGGGAAUGACCAUGUUCCGGGUGAGCCACAUCUCUGUGAGUCGUAGACAGCAAUGGUCGUCCACCCACCACACCUUCUUUGGUACCGUCCAGCCCCGGGGGAAGCAGCCAUGCUUUAGGGGGCUCUUUCUGGGGGUCAUAGCUGGGAUCCUGCUGACCAUUGGUAUAAUGUUGACCUGGAUAGCUGGAUUAAGUGGUAUUGUCGAAGCAGGCCCCAUCUUGAUUGGUUUUUCUCUCAUUGUGUUCCUUGUUGCUUCAUGUCAGUUCUUACAAGCCAGAAAAGAACAGCUUCUGGAGAGACAAGCUGAGGAGCAGAGAAGACAAGCCAUAGCCACAAUGGCAGUAAAUCAAGACGGUGAUAAUCCCCCAGAGACUGUCAUUAUUGAGGCCCUGACCCCAAGUGAAAUGUACAGCAGCACGGAUGACAAUGCCCCACCCAGCUACAUGGAAGCCACCGAAUCUGAUCUGAACCACUCUGUUCUCCUGCCGGAGGAGGUGAACGAGCAGAUAGAGGACCCGCCUUCUUACGCUGAAGCCAUGAGCACUUCCUGUGUAGAGAUCUGUACAAGAGGGACAACUCCAGCCAGUGUGUGCUGGAUUCCUCCUUAUUAUCCCCAUUUAUCUCCCCCUGAACAUUGUUAUUCGAGUCUCAGCGGGCCUCCUAUAAUGAUGACGUCGUUAGACGGGGAGGAAGUGGAGGACGCCGAACGUCCAGUGAUUCUGACGUCGUUAGAUCGCGAGGGGACGGAGAACAAUGAAUCUCCAAUAAUCAUGACAUCAUUACAUCCUUACAGAGUGGAAAAUAACGAGCCUCCUAUAAUAAUAACAUCAUCACAUCGGGAAGGCUUGAGGGACAAUGACCUUGAAAUCAGCUCAGAUGUGGAUGAAUUCUCAGACACAAGCAGUUCACGUAGACCCAGUGAAGAAGUCCAGAACUAGAGUCCUGUGAUUUUACAAUACAUGUAGCUGUUUAUAUUUUUGUAAUGAUGCAUAGGCAGUGUAACUUUUUUUGAUAUUCGUGAAGUCAUAGGUUAUCCAUCAUUGCAAAUCAUGGAUUUGAGUCCACAAGCUCCCUCAUAGAGAGAAUCAUUGUGAAUCAGUGGUGGGUUACAGAGGAUGUACAUGUAGGUUAUAAGAAGGAGCCCCGUGCAGUUAUUGUGAAUUCAAAGGCAUUUUAUGAUGAUUUUACAAAAGCAUAAUGAUUGUUUAAUAUUUAACUCACUUCAGAUAGUAAUAUAUAUGUUAAUCCAAGAUUAUGAAACAAACUGGAUUGAGAUGUGAUUAAUUGUCUUAUACUUGUAUUCAGUCAGUUGAAAAAGCAAAUUCUCAAAAAUGAUUUUGGGGUGGUAUUGUUGUACAUGUGUAUCUGUUGUUAAGUCAGUGAUUGUGCUGUUAUUUCAUCAUCUGACCAUAGUACAAGUGGAAUUACAGAGUACAUUACAUCACACAUUUCAUACAGAGUUGCUCAUAUAUAGUUAUGAAAGAAGGCAGGGGAGAGAGUUGGAAUACAGUUCUACAGAAAACAGAGUGCCAUUUACAUCUCUUGCCUUCAGUGUACUGACAUUUUCAUGAUGUAUGCUAGUAUUUUGUUAGAUCCAGUGUUAUAAUCUGGAUUAUUUUUUCUACAUAUCAUAUUUCUUUUUAAUUUAUUUUUAAGUUUGACAUAAUAAAAUGUACAUUUUUUUUUUGUAACAUGAUGAGGUGGUUGUGAAGUUGAGAUGACUAUCAGUGCCGCCAUUUUCAGCACCUGACCAUCUCUGGAAACUUUAUUUCAAUACAGAGUGUUUUUGUUUCAAUAGUAUUACAUAUAAAUACUAUUUUUAUACUCAUCUCUGUAGAUGUAUAUUUUAUCUGCCUGCUGCAGAAGCUUAAUAUAUGUAUUGUAUACUGACACUUUUAUUCAGAUUCUGAACAUUCGUGCAGGUUUCUGAUGCAAUGGUUUACUUUGUUUAUAAUUUCUAUCUUCAUCAAUAGAUACAUUUUAUUGUAAGAGCGCCUUGAUGAGGAAACUUAAUUUUGUCUGGUAAAAAAAAGUUAAUUGAGUUUUAAUUUGUAGUAUUGUAUUUACAAAGAAGAGUUUAAUCUUUUCAAUAUCCGUGUAAAAAAAGGCUUGCUUCUUGUAAAUGUACUGGUUCCCUAAAGAAGUUUUUUGGAAAGAUUUUUUUUCCUAAUAUUAUUUAUUGUUCAAAGUUAUUCUUGUAUACAUUUAGUUAGCCAAAGACUCAAGUAAGCUGUUCUAAAUUAUUCAUCUCAUUUUCUGUUUGGCUGUCAGUAAAGUUUUUGAUUUUGUUAUGUUCAUUUCUUUUACUGGACCAACUUCCCAAAGCAAGAAAAUUCAAUUUUUUCCAAAUGUGAAGGGUUAAAACUUUUACCCGUUUUGUUUUACAAAUUAAUUCUAUGAGGAUCUAACUCACAUGAGCUGUAAGCUUUUCUGAUCACCUUUGUCUGGCACCCCUCCUUCUACCUGUGUCUCUCUAUCCAACUGAAAACAGACAGAAAGCAUCCUUAGGUUUAAAAAUCACUUUUCAAAUGAAGGGUCAUGACCACUUUCAAAGGGAAAUAAUCAUAAAAAGGCAAAAAUGCAAUUGGCUUCCAUAAGUAAUCUCAUUAGAACCUCUAGGCCAGAAAAGUUAAGAUUUGUAGAAAGUUCAGUAUACUAAAAUUGUGUAAUGAUGAACUUGAAGUUGACCUUUGUUAAGAGGUAGAUGUUACUCAGGUGAGCUCUGUGGCCUUUCAAUUUAUCACUUUUUAAUACUGUAAGUAUAAUUACAUGUAUAUUUUUAUGCCCCCCUUCGAAGAGGGGAGGGCAUAUUGCUUUGCUGCUGUCUGUCGGUCGGUCGGUAUGUCGGUCUGUCGGUCCAUUUAGUUUCCAUUCAUUUUCUUCACAACUGUUGCACAUACUGAAAUGAAAUUUGGUAUACAGGUAUAUCAAAUGAAUAUCUAGGUCAAGUUCUGUUUUGGGUAAGAUCGCACUAUAAUUGACAGAGUUAUGCCCCUUGGACUUAGAAAAAUUCCAAUUAUUUGCAGUCUCCGUUUAUUUUCUUUACAACUGUUGCACAUACUGAAAUGAAAUUUGGUAUACAAGUAUAUCAGAUGAAUAUCUAGUUCAAGUUAAGUUUUGGGUACGAUCGCACCAUUUUUGACAGAGUUAUGCCCCUUGGACUUACAAAAAUUCCAAUUAUUUGCAGUUUCCGUUCAUUUUCUUUGGAGAGGUGGCACAUAUUAAAAUGGAAUUAAAUAUACAGAUUAGUCAGAUGAAUAUCUAGGUCAAGUUGUGUUUUGGGUAUGAUCGCACUAUUUUUGACAGAAUUAUGCCCCUUGGACUUACAAAAAUUCCAAUUAUUUGCAGUUUCCAUUCAUUUUCUUUGGAGAGGUUGCACAUAUUGAAAUGGAAUUUAGUAUACAGAUUAGUCAGAUGAAUAUCUAGGUCAAGUUUUGUUUUGGGUAUGAUCGCACCAUUUUUGACAGAGUUAUGCCUUGGACUUAGAAAAAUUCAAAUUUGUGGGGGAGGGAGGGCAUAAGUGUUUUACAAACAUCUCUUGUUAAUCCAUAUGUUGAUUCUCCUCUCAAAACCAGACAUUCAUUUAAGAAAUUGUUUUCUAUCAGAUAAAAUCAUUGAAUUCAAACUUAUUCACUGAUAUGAUCCAGUUGUGUAUAAUUUACAAAAAGAAAUGAUAAAAGCAUAGAGUUUAUUGCAUACAAACAUUUAUAUUGUAGAAAAAAUGUUUAUGAAUGGAUCAACAUUGCUUGUUACUGGUAUUGUUUAUAUGUUCAUGUAUUUGUAUAAAAAAAUAAAUAUUUUAUUGGACAAUAUGACUUCA
This is a messenger RNA of Saccostrea cuccullata (small rock oyster), 3901 nucleotides long. RefSeq lists its product as uncharacterized. The coding region runs from base 87 to 1019 and encodes 310 amino acids. The transcript is spliced from 5 exons. The record is from RefSeq and is a predicted model, not a curated record. NCBI's taxonomy places the organism in Eukaryota, Metazoa, Mollusca, Bivalvia, Ostreida, Ostreidae.